Messenger RNA from Neofelis nebulosa (Clouded leopard), 787 nucleotides. Its product is annotated as antimicrobial peptide NK-lysin-like. The record is from RefSeq and is a predicted model, not a curated record. The transcript is spliced from 5 exons. NCBI's taxonomy places the organism in Eukaryota, Metazoa, Chordata, Mammalia, Carnivora, Felidae. Bases 198 to 596 code for a protein of 132 amino acids. Gene Ontology annotation, cellular component: cytolytic granule. Gene Ontology annotation, biological process: killing of cells of another organism; antimicrobial humoral immune response mediated by antimicrobial peptide; defense response to bacterium.
GGAGGUGGAAGAUCGCGUGGAGUCUCUGAGGAAGCACUCCUCCCCCCACUUCUCCACAAACUGGUGUCUGUGUUUGUGGUAAAGCCAGUGACACGGGGAGGUGCCCUACAAGAGGAGCAGGACCCGGCAAGGUCAGAUUGCGAGGCGGCCAGCCACAUAAAGCGGGGUGUGAAGAGUGCUUCAGCAGCUGCCCCACCAUGACCUCCUGGGCCCUCCUGCUCCUUGCCUCAGUGCUCCUGGCCACCCCGGGGCUGACUUUUUGUGGUCUGAUCCCUGAGGACCAUGACCUGGACAUGGCUGACAGGUGUCAGGAUGAGAAGUUCUUCCAGAUGCUGGCCCAGGAGACCCCCCUAGGUUCACUGCUGAACAAAACUGAAGGGCUGAUUUACAACUUUUGGCCCUCUUGGAAGAUAAUGUCUCUGCUGAAGAAAAUGGUGGGAGAGGAGGCCAGUCAGGAAACCACGAAAGGGGCUGUAUUCCUGGUGUGCAUGGAGGUGAUGUUGCUGAGAGGUUUCUGCAUGAGAAUGGUGACCAGAUUCGUUAGUCUCAUCUCCCAGGCAUCCUUUGUGGCAAAACUCCCAGGGAAAUCUGUGUGACACUCAGAAUAUGCUGCCAUCAGGUCUCUGAGCCUCUGGGGUCUCUGACGCCACCCUGGGGAGAAGCACAGAGUCUCCCACAACCACCACCUGCUUCUGCCCUCCCAGAUCCAGAGCCGACCCUCCAGUGUCUCUCAGCUAACUUCUCAUUGCCUUCCCCUGAGGGAGAAUAAAUGUCAUGCAAGCUUUUA